AUGCCUAAACAAAAUGAAUUAAUGGACAAAGCAGAAGACAUAGCUGAUCAGGUCCUCCGAUACACAAAGCAUUUCCUACCUCAUGUAGCUCGCUUCUGCCUGAUCAGCACUUUUCUUGAAGAUGGCAUCAGAAUGUGGACUCAGUGGAACGAGCAAAGGGACUACAUGAACGUGUCCUGGUCCUGCGGGGCGUUUCUGGCCACAGUAUUUGUGAUUGUAAACAUGCUUGGACAGCUGGCUGGUUGCAUCAUGGUUCUGAUUCGGCAGAAAGUCUCCAUUGCCUGUGGCAUUCUCUUCGGCAUUAUUGCUCUGCAGACUAUUGCUUACAGCAUAAUAUGGGAUAUCAAGUUUUUGUUUAGGAACAUGGCAUUAGCUGGAGGAGUCUUGCUGCUAUUAGCUGAGGACAGAAAUGAGGGGAAGUCAUUAUUUGCUGGUCUGCCUUCAACAGGAGACAACAACCCGAAACAGUACAUGCAGCUGAGCGGCCGUCUGCUGUUGGUGCUUAUGUUCAUUACGCUCUUGCGCUUUGAAGUUUCUAUUGUCCAGAUCCUCCAGAAUUUGAUAGGUUCCGCCCUCAUGAUCUGCAUUGCCAUUGGUUUCAAGACAAAGCUCUCGGCCCUUGUCUUAGUCGUCUGGCUCACCGGUCUGAACGUUUACUUCAAUGCAUGGUGGAACAUCCCUGACUAUCGGCCAAUGAGAGACUUCCUCAAAUACGAUUUCUUCCAGACAAUGUCGGUGAUUGGUGGACUGUUGUUUGUAGUAGCAUACGGACCAGGCGGAGUUAGCAUGGAUGAGCAUAAGAAGAAGUGGUAG
Molecule: messenger RNA, 813 nt
Organism: Candidula unifasciata
Lineage: Eukaryota; Metazoa; Mollusca; Gastropoda; Stylommatophora; Geomitridae
Source: the annotation of a GenBank genome assembly